UAAGCGAUAAGAUAAUGAAAGGAUCGAUAAGAAUUUUUUAAGGAUCCGAUCUAGUUUAGAAUCUCGGAGUUAAUCGAUUGAGGGAAGUUCUAACGAUCGGUCGCCGGUGUAAAUUCGCCCUCGGACCAGUCUCUCGAAGAAUUUAUCGGAGCUAUUCAAUUCGCCUUCUUCUCAUUGGUCGAAUUAUGUCGCGUCGCAUCACUGAAAUCAUUUUCAAGUAUCCUGCUUAUACGGUCUAAUCCUCUGGCUCUCCAUUAUUAUCCCAUAUCCAUAGUACGAGGGGUUUCUUUUUCUAUCCCACCUUGUCGCCGAAAACCCCGAAUCCUUCAGUCGCAAUCUUCGGACGUUGACGUUGACACAAUGGCGACACCUCGAACCCUCGUUCGAAGCUUACAAACACUUCGACAUCCUUCUUUCCGAUCUAUAUCACAAUUGAGCCAGUCUACGCUUUCGACGAGGAGUAGGAUAAAGUUUAAUUCGCCGUUAAUACAUCGCUCUCGGGCCGUUGCUCCUUUAUUACGACAGUUUAGCACAUCUCCCUCACAUCAGCAUGGCCACAUACAUAAGCCUAAGGAGGGUGAAGAACUUUACAUAACGUUCAUAGAUAAGGACGAGAAGGAACACAAAAUAGCCGUGGCAGAGGGAGACAACUUACUCGACAUUGCGCAAGCGCACGACCUAGAGAUGGAGGGAGCUUGUGGAGGAUCAUGUGCAUGUUCUACAUGUCAUGUAAUAGUUCUCGACGAGGAUUUCUACGAAAAGAUGGCGGAGCCCGAAGACGACGAGAACGACAUGCUGGAUUUAGCAUUCGGCUUGACGGAGACGAGUCGAUUGGGUUGCCAGAUCACGAUGACGAAGGAGCUGGACGGGUUAAGAGUCAAACUACCCUCUAUGACGAGAAAUCUCCAAGCAAGCGAUUUCGGUUCGAAGUAAUGAAGGACAUUUUCUAACAAAGAUGCAAGGGCCCUUAAGAAAUGAAAUGAUGAAAUCGGUGCAUUGUACCAUACGACCGGGUGCAAAUUAACGGCGUGGUGGUAGCGUGAAAAUAGGCGUCUGGAUAGCUACUACUGAGCUAUAAAAUGUAUUAUACGUGCAACGGAAUAGCUGGCGUCGAUAGACCCGAACCCCAACUCUAACGAGGUUAUGUUCAUGAG
Molecule: messenger RNA, 1154 nt
Organism: Annulohypoxylon maeteangense
Lineage: Eukaryota; Fungi; Ascomycota; Sordariomycetes; Xylariales; Hypoxylaceae
Product: ferredoxin
Exons: 3
Coding region: 361-933 (190 amino acids)
Biological process (GO): P450-containing electron transport chain; positive regulation of oxidoreductase activity
Cellular component (GO): mitochondrion
Molecular function (GO): 2 iron, 2 sulfur cluster binding
Source: RefSeq, a predicted model, not a curated record